This is a messenger RNA of Porites lobata, 10084 nucleotides long. The record is from the annotation of a GenBank genome assembly. Lineage: Eukaryota; Metazoa; Cnidaria; Anthozoa; Scleractinia; Poritidae.
CUAUCCAUGCAUCCAAGAAAUUUUGCUUUUGACAAAAUCGUCCGUAAAAAUCGUUUGUACUUCCGUAUCCCGGGCUCUGGUGUACAGUCACAUUGAGGCGAUAUUUUUAUUUAAGUUCAGUCCGGUGACCAGUUAUGCGCAAUCGCAAGCUCAGAGUAGUUCCCUCGAGAUGGCUUCCCUUGUGGCCUUGGUUAAUUGCAUACAAAAUUCGUCUUAAUCAACUUGUCCUUUAUCAAACGCACAGGUUGAAGAUGUGGUCAUCGUUGAAGAUCUAACCAAGUGGCAAGAAUUGGUAAAUGAGCGUGAUGCUCUCCAGUGGAAGUUAGAUCACGCCAAUGUAAGGUUUUAUUUGUUGUUUGUUUGUUUGUUUUGUUUUGUUUUUUCCUUUCAGUCUAUUUUAUUAUUAUAAAGAAUCCCUGAUUUUUUUAUUUUUUGUUAUUUUAGCUUAAAGAUCAUUACUUAAGUAAACAUCCAGAAAAAAUCCUCUUUGUAUCAUUUUUAUCACCGAUUUUUUUUUUUUUGACAGGAUAACCUGUGAAAGUAGACGUAUUUCCGGUCGUCGCUUCUCUGCAUCCGAAACUUACCCGUAACUUUUGAGGUGAAGAGAAGCGACGACCGGAGAUACAUCUACUUUAGUCGUAUGCAGGGUAGCCAGGACGAAAAAAUGACAUUUAGCUUCUAUUGACUAUUUAUCCACUUGUUUACUUCUUGUUGUAACUUUUGAAGUGACGACCGGAGAUAGAUCUGCGUUAGUCGCAUGCAGGCUAGCCAGCAAUAAAAAAUGACAUUUUUAGCUGCUGAUUGACCGCUUAUAACCGUUGAUGAAUUUGCCAGGAAGGAUUUAACCACUUGUUUACUUCUUGUUGUAGGCUGUACACGAACAAACAGGAGAAAAGCCCACACACAGGAAGUUUAUCUGUUGUGGAACAAAAUUUGACUCCAUCAGCCAGUAUGGAAGAGAGCUUGAAGUAAGAACUUUAAUGCCUAAGUUAACAUACAUUUCUUUCAUCUUAACAAAGUAAUAGAUAAUUGUGCUCAAUGAUCUGCUUUUUGGCGAUAAUACUCCGUUAUAGAAAAGCGCUUGCGAUAUACCGUAACGUAAAACGUGGCUUAAAAGGUGGCUUCGCGGGAAGUCAGUAGAAUCGCGUUCCUUUGCUUGAUUUUCUUUAUACUUCAGAAUUAGCUACCAAGGGAUAGGGUCUUCAAAGUGUUCGAAAAGUGUUUCGAAACCCUUCAGCAUGAUCUCCACCAUAAAUAAUUUAAUCGAUGUCGUCCCAUACAAGGUAAUCCAAGACAUACUGUUUCCGGGUUUUUUUUUUUUUUUUUCAAUGGAACUUGGAUUUUGGAUGCUAAUCGUUAGCGGGAUUCCCGAUUCCUUGAGCUGAAUCCUGGAUUCCGAAGCCCAGGACUGCUCUACCACUUUCGUUAGAUCAAUAAUCUUUGACAUGUUUUCCCUUCGCAGGCAGUACAAGCAAAACUAGACGAAGAGACGGAGAAGAAACACAACCUGUUUCCGUGCUGUUUUGUGGUUUUCCGUUCUCUUCGUGCAUCAACUCUUGCGCUUCAAAGUGAUUGGGAUAACUCUCCCCUAGAAGUCGAUGUUAUACCAGCUACUGAACUGGCCAACGUGCUGUGGAACAACCUGAAUAUUGGCCUUUGGCAAAGGUGCUUUUAUUUAUACCUAGCAUAAGUUCUAUUCCCCCAUCCGGUACCUUGAGAAAGAAAGUAAAGUAGAACCCUCUCAUAAGCGACCAACCAUAAUGCGAAAACAGAGCAGGCGUUUUUUUUUAACCGAAACCUCAGAGUAGAGCUCCUGACUCGUACAUCGAUCGCGGAACAAUUGAAAACCCAAGGGACCAGGGACGGUCAACGGGAACCUCUCCUUUGGAAUCAUUUUUUGACUCGCCUGUGGAUGGAUGGGACAACAUUUAUAACUUCAUCUUUUGCACUGCAAAAUACGCCUGCUUUGCAAACUAAUGAUUUAGUGGUUUCUGGUUGUGGUUUCUGGUUUCUGGUUGUGGUUUGUGGUUUGUGGUUCUGGUUUCUGUUGAUUUAGUGGUUCUACGAGAGUUGAACUGCAGGAGGUCUUUUACGAGGAAAAGUGCAGACACAUCUUUUUUGCGUGCACUUACUAAGUUACAAUAUUAUGUAGUUCCGUGAUCAGACCAUUGUAUCAGGGAGGCUUAGAAGAAGUCAAAAGUAAUGGAAUGUAAUGAAAAAGCAGUGGAACUGAAACUAUAAAAAAGUCACAAAAAUAAGUGGUCGCGGUGCGGAGAGGAAGUCGAUCGUUUACGAUGUUCUAAUUUUAGGGAUUUAACUCGGAAAAUUUUUCACUUAGUGUUUUGGAUAGGUGGUCGCUUAUUACGGGAGGUGGGAUAAGCAGAUAAUACUCGGCUAAAGGGACCACAUCCUUCAUAAAAGGUUGACAGGAGGGCGUAACAUUUCCUUUUGUACUUGGACAUAAAAUUAUUUUUGCCGUCAGAUUUUGCCCCAAUGCAUUUUAAUUUAGUAGUAAUUCUAUCUUGCUAUGUUAGGAAAUUGCGCACGACUCUGAUCUACGUCCUGGUGUUUUUGCUGGUGUUCUUUUGGACGGUGCCUGUAGCGUUUGCUUCAACGCUGGUCUCUUUACAAAACCUCACAAAAGUUGCUCCUUUUUUGAAACCAGGUGAGAUUUUACUGUUUUACCAACGCUUGAAUCCCAGGGUUACUCCCUAUAAUGGCGUAUAGGGGAAGGUUUCGCCCCGCCCGAAAGGGAUACCUUUUUGAGGCUUUAGGUGUCUAAUAAAAGGAUGAGGAUUUCAGUGGGAAAAGUAUAUGAAAGGGUAGGAAAAUCUGUCAUUUUGGUCUGUAAAAUGCCCUAAGGGGGAUAACAGACGCCAUUUUGUAGCUAUGAGUAAGAUAAGAAAACUUCCUGGUUUAGUGACUUUUGCAUAUUUAGAAGACCGUGCAUUCACAGCAGUUAAAAGAGAAGCAAAGUUCUGAAAAAGGUAUGUGAAAGGGGUAACAUUUGUCGAUAGAAGUUUAUAAAAAAGUGAUACCUUUCCUAUCAAAAGAGGUAUAUAAAAGGGUAAGGGUUGAACCUCGGAGCUUUCUUGAGUUUUUCCCCGGGCUUGAAUUUCGUUUUAACUUUUGGUGUCCUCUCACCCCGGCUUUGCAUUUUCCAAUUUCACCUGCAGUUUUAGAACUUAACGCUUUUGUCAAGGGAGCAAUCGAGGCUUUUUAUCCGGCUUGGCAUUGUUGGUUUUCUUCGCUAUUUUGCCUCUGGUAAGUUUUUACUUCAUCUGAUAGCGUCAAUUUUUCGUCAGUACUUUGAUAAAGGCACCGACGCAGCCUUUUUUUGUGUGUGUCAUUACGUGACGACUCAAAGAAUGGUUUCGUAGGAGACUAUAAUUUGACUGCUUUUUUUACAUAGCUCAAAAUCCCGCACAACUGAUUCCUUUGUUCCGCAGCUCGUUCAGGCGGGCUAUUCACAAACCAGAAUGACAUACAGUCAGUUCAUUUUAUCUCCAUAUAUUUCUCUGUUUGUGUUUACAUGAUACCGAAACCACAUUUCGUUCCCCACACAAGUCAUUCUGGAAUUCAAUCCGAAUGAAACCGUCGUUCUGGUACAAGAUUUCAUUCUGGUAUCAUGUAAACCGAGAUCGAACUUCCUUCCGGAUUGAUUGUGUUUCUGAUCUGGCGCAAAAACCCCGCGAGCAGGAACGCCUUUGACGGAGUCGUUCGAUUUUAUCAUGUGAAUGCGGUACAAACUUCACUCUGGAACAAACCUCAUUUCGGAAUGAAAGUCAUUCCGGUAUCAUAUAAACACCCCCUCAGUAAAAACAAAUGUACUCGACAAGGGAUUAUAGUUUCUACUCUGAAACAAAGUUUCAGUUGAAAAUUAACCAGGAAAAAAACGUAGACAAUGUUAUAAUUAAUAAUUAAUUUAUUUGGAACUAGACGACUCCAACUCCGACUCUCUUUCGCGGGCCCAUAAAGCCUGAUGCUUUAUUAUUACCGGUAUUAACAUACAGCACGUCUGGUCUGCCUGUGAUUAACCUGCGAUACGGCGCUUUUCUUUUUCGUCUCCCAAACAAAAAGGAAGACGCAGAUCGCCUGAUCGCAGGUUAGCCUGUGGUGACAAAAGGAAAGUCAAUUUUUUUGCGUAUUACUACUAUAAAAAUAACAUUUUGAUCCUGUGAUAGGUUCUGAGGCUUUUUAGCAAGCUUGAAGGAAUUCCUACGCAAAGUAGAGUAGACCAAUCCACGCUGGGAAAAUUGUUCAUUUUCAUGGUAAAUAACAUUUAUUUACAUUUAUUCAAUUAGUUGUUGUCAGUGAGUGGUCAAUGCUAAGUAUAAACCUUAUAACCACGGCAGCUACUACAAAAUUCGUUUCUAUAGCGCUAUAAACUAUAAUUUACUAUUUUUAAGACUUUCACACUAUGCCGUAGGAUACUAAUUCUGAGCAACAUUCGUUUUCUUUAUUCCGACCUUCAAAUUCGUCCCAUUGCUUCCUAAGCCCUUUUUUUUCUUCACUGGGUCCUUUUUCAACAUUUCAGUGUUGCGUAACAUUAACUUAUGAGAGUUUAAUGGGGAUUCAGCUAUCGCUACUUAAGUCAGUAGUAGUCAAAAAAGUAGCAGAAUUCGUAUCGUGACGUUUUCUGGCGUUUGAGGCCGGUUCAGAGCGCCACAAAAAACACUGGUUCCUGGUUCAAAAGAGUUUCAAUUUACGAGCUGUUUGUGUCUUUCUCCUCCUCCUCCUCCUUCUUCUCCUUUUUCUUCUUCCUUUUUGUAUUUAUUCAUUGGCUUUACGUUCUUUCACAGCUUGUGAACAAGUUUCUGUUCAUGACUUUAGUUGGAUCAGCGCUCAAUAAGCUGAAGGAGAUGUUAGACAAUCCAAGCCAGAUUCCAACUUUCCUUGCUGAAUCCCUCCCCUCACAGUCACUGUUUUUCAUUUGCUACAUCAUGUUGGCAACACUGACUGGAUAUGCGCUGCAGCUACUGCGCAUUGCACCGCUUAUUAUAGUGGCUAUUAAGAGGAAAUGGCUUGUCAAGACGGAGCGCGAGGAGAAAGCAGCCUGGAGACCACCACCUGUCCUUUAUGACCGCGUAGUAAGUACAAUGACCUGGGAAAUAACUUCCUUAAGUUGCUAGGCAACUAGACUAGCCCCAGCCACAAAUUGCUCGGCAACGUUUGCCCAACUUUUGCCUUUUGGAGCAACUUUUAAUUUUUGGGGUAACUUGAUUAAAUUUUAAGCAACAUAAUUAAACAAUCCUGUAAUACUGUUUAGGCCAUGUUAUAUAUCCUUACUUAACAAAUGCUAUAUAGGUUGGGAUUGAGGAAUCCCCCCGACUUGUCCCUUGACAAUCUUGACGUGUAACGUCGAAUCCAAUUUCGACGAGGAAUACUGGGAACUAGGUUUGAUUUGGUUGCAGAGCAGGCAGGGGGUCGAGCAGGGGCUUAGCAGGGCAACCUCCUCCUCGACCGAGGGUUUUCUCCUACUCGUCCCUCGGAGCGAAAGAGACGAGAAGGGAAGGACCCUGAAAACGAGGUUGUAGCAGGGGUUGUAUGAGGCCGUGCAUGCAUUGUCAGUAAGUUAACUAACGUUGUAAUCUUAUCUUAGUUCGCCAAUCACCUGUUCAUUUUGAUUGUGGGUUUGUCGUACUCGGCGCUUGCACCCAUCAUCACUCCGUUUGUGGCGCUGUACUUUGGCUUUGGUUACGUUGUGUGGAUGUAUCAGACGAUAAGUAUAUACAUCCCAAUAUACAGCUGUGGUGGAAUGAUGUGGCCCAUAACGUUUAACAGGUAAAACUUACAGUACAUAGUAUAACAUUUUGUAUUAAAUUAUGAUUGGCUGAAAAUUCAUUCCUUAUUAUAUUAUACAUUGUACUCAGUAUGUGCCUUCUCAUUGGCUAAGAUCCUACAGACAAUUUUGGAAAUUCGGGCAACCUACAGAUUCAGGUUAAUGUUGGAUGGCCUUGGAGGGGCGAAAAGAACUAUAACUAAUCGAUCAUCCAGUAACACAGUGUCAAGUCAUGAAGCCGCAAACUAACAUGUUUAUCACCUGUGCAUAUUACUGCUAAAUGUACAAUUGAUUAAAAAAACCUAUUCUAAAAAGGACUCCGUCCAAGAUCAGAAAAAUGAAACGAAAAUGGUUUUCCUUUGUUCUGCUCUUUUAUAAAACUCUAAGUUAGCAAGUUUUACACCCUAUUCAUGUAUAUGUAGUGGCGCCAAAAAAACGUAGCAAAUUAAUAUUUGAAUCACGGGCAGGGUUUUGAUUUGCGACGUGCAUGUUGCUUUUUUCUUCGUUUUUGUUCCCUAAUGCCCCUUUCUGCAGUCCAAGAUACAAAUUAUAUUUAAAAACCUAAACCGUUUUCCGCUUUAUAGGAUGAUCAUAGGAACAGCGGUGUUUCAGUUGUUGAUGGUUGGAGUGGUCGCUUUGAAGGGAUCUUUCGCAGCUUCAUGUUUGGUACUUCCGCUUCCGGUGGUGACGGUCUUCUUCUAUCUCUUCAUUCUGCAGCAUUAUAUAAGACCAUCAGCCAACUUGUCGCUUAAAGCUGCGCACAGCCUGGAAAAUCCUGCUGCUAACUUUUUGCAGGUUAGAUGUUGAGAGAGAAAGACAGACGAUCGUAUCUUUUCUAGAUCACCAUGUUUUCUUGACAAGACGCGUAUACUACGCGUUUAUUGGGCUGCUAUGGUCUAAUAUUUGCUUUGCUGAGUUUUAGCUCCUCCUAAACCAAGUAUAAACUAUUAAAAGCACUUGUUUCGGCUUUCAAUGGAUGGAAAAUUCUUAGUCACGGUCGGCCCGCUGCAGGGGAAAUAGGACACGUCAGUAACGCCUUCUAAGAGAUCUGUCGGCCAUGUUAUCUUUUUUCGACACAGACACCACCCAUGUUUUGAUUGAGCCACAGGCAGCCCAAUAACAAGCCAACUCGGGACCUUUAGAAUAGACUACGGGUUCAGACGAGAGUGAGAAAUGUGCCUCGUAUAUAAUUGCUCACGAGCGGGGGAGGACAGGGGAUAAGAGCUAUUGAGCGAAAUUUAAAUAAAACAAAAUAAGAAUACAAAUGGAACACAAACCCUGAAAGUUAUAGCUAGACGCAAUUUUAUCAAAGACCUGGUAAUAAGAAAAUUUCCUGUUUUAUACCGUUGUAUUCUGGUUGAGUGAUUUAAGUAAGAAUGACACCUCUGUUUGCCUCUGACAGGACGUAAUCAAGGGUUACAUGAGAACCCAGGGAGUGCAGAUUCUUCCAGAGCCAGAAGUGCCAACAAGCGAAGAAAGAGAUGCGUCUGAUCAGGCCUCUGAUUUGGAAAAAAGUAUUCCUCUAACUGCAGCUUCCGACGAUGUGAAGUUGGACGUGUAACAAGCUAGUCUAAAACAUCGUUAUUUCUAACGUGUGAUACACAACAAUAAAGGGACGGAGGAUUUUGUUGUGUUAUCAGGAGACAAAACAGGCAAAGGCUGAUAAAUAAUGCUGUAGACUAAUAGGAGUAGAAUUCAUUGGGUAAUAUAAUCCCGGCGAGUAGUUCUGGCCAGUUUUUAGUUUGAAGAUACGAGCCCAGUUUCUCCAGUAUUGUACAACACGAGGUCAUGUUAUCAAUUAAUUGUGCCAGUAACAAAGUGCGAGAAACUCAGUUGAGGAUAUUCAAUGUGAGUUCAUAUUUCUUAUCACAUCUGCUUACCGCUCAACAUGUCAAGUAAAGUAAUAGCAUCGCUUUAAACCUUUUUCAUUUUACAAGUUAUUUAAACCUUUAAAUAUAGUAUAAUUAAGUAGAAAUUAAAUAUGACAGUUCAUCUGAAAUAAUAGUUCAUCUGAUUAAAAGUCAUAAGGUCAGCUAAUUUUGUCUCUUAUGCUUUCAAGUUCAAGCCUAGCGUUCAAAUUCAUUUCCUUGAUUGUAAUUCAGUGUUAAGCAUGGGCUAGUUGGUAAAAUUUUAUUUCCAUGAGUAACAUUUGCUGGCUAAAUUUCAUUGGUUGUUUUUCAAGUGUCCAAUUUGACCUGUCUGAUUAUACAGCAACUAAUAUUCGGACGGAACAAAUCACAUAGUUUUGAUACUUAAAUUAAACAGUAAGGGCUGUAAAGAACUAUAACUGUUCUUGGCACAUUUUACCCACUGUUGAGCAAGAAAUGAAGGUCUGUAAUUAUUACAGGUGAACCGCGAUUACCAGCCUCGCUUUUUAAUAUCAACUUGUUAGUGCAGAGUAAAGAAACAAAGGCACGGCCACAAUUUGUUCUUGUACAUGUGCAUGACGCCUCGCGGUCUUAUCAUCGGAUCCCAACAAUUUUUGCGACUGUUUCUCCAAACUUAAGCCGAUUUAAAAGUGAGGAACGUUCGCCUAAGAAGCCAGGAUUAAAAUCAGUCGUCUACUUUCAGAAAUCAGAUUCUGGGUUAGAGUAGGAUGAAAUAGUCCUUGGUUUGGACGGAGAAAACAACUUUGUCUACCAAGCAGUUUUAUUAGUACUUUAGGGGAUGGAGUAUAGAGGAGCUUUGUAAUAAUUCAUGGCCGUUUCUGAGAUAGGCAUAUGAUAAGGAUAUGAAUCAGAUUUAGACUUAUCAAAUUUACUUAAGCAAUAGACAACACGUUCUAUGGGUUUACCGACGUGGUAACCCACGCGGAAUUUUGGAAGAACACAAGAAAACAGUGAUUUACAAGCUUUUCGAGUGUUCUCCCAACAUCCCAAGUGGGUCAUCACGCCUGUAAACCCACAGAAAGUGUGGUCUAUUGCUUUCAUAAAAUAUGAGUUUAUCGGCUCAAUAAACCAUAGCUUUUUAACCAAUCAGAACACGCGUACUAUGUUAGUUAUUUUAUAAAACGGAAGAUUACAAUAAGCAUCACCUUUAACAAGUCAGAAUGAGAAAAUUUGGCCCUUUUUAUAGGGUAAAAGAUACGCGUGGAUGGACCAAAGCGAUUCCGCAAUAUGUAUGGACCACAGCAAUAUUUUUUGAAUAAGGGAGAGAAGGGUACAUGUGAUCGGAGACUUUUAAGUGGACAGGUUGUUUGCUGAUUUGCAUGGUUAUUGUUUGUUGAAACAAAAGGCACUGUAGGGAGUUGUGUUUGUUUUUAAGAAUUUUUGAAACAGUAUUAACGGAGACCUGUAAACCGAGGCAAUGCAUAUGCAAAUGAAUGAUUUGACGAGUGCUGAGUCGGUAGUAUUUAAAACUUAUUUCUCUCACCGAGUUGUUGUGCAGUUUAGGAUCAGAGGGACUUAAAUCGAUUGGUUUGUGUUUACCCCGAAAACAAAAAUUCUCAAACAGUGUACAGUUUUUUUCCAGGAAUUUCAUCAAUCCAUUCAUUAACGCAAUUUGCUUUCCUAAACCAGGAUUAAAAAAAAAAACAAAACUUAAAUUAUAAACGACGCCUUUAACUGAACAAUCAGAUUGUCUUACGAAGCUGCUAAAGGAAAACCUCUGGUUUUACUAUGAUCGUUGAUCGCCGAACAAACAGCUCACAAAAGUGUAGUAAUCUGAACUAUAGUCGGCGACCGCAGCUAUUGAUAUGGAAACUAGCUUUUUAUACUUUGGUUAAGACUCAAGUCUACCUCAGCGAGUGCUAUACCAUUCGUUGAAAAGUUGUUUUGCAGUUAAUCGUUACGAUCGUUGAACUUUUUUUCUCAUCGAUCGUAGCGAUCUUAUAUGAGGAAUGAGUCUUUAUCAGAACGUAUCUUUUCCAGUGCAAGAACAUCUUAAAUUGUUUCAAUUAAGCGGCAGGCUAGCAAGAAGGUUAUUUUGUAUUCCUUGAUACUUCGUAGUCCCCCAUUUCAUCUCAUUCAAUUGUAAAUUACUGAAUAAACAAUUCUCACCCAAAGAAAAAGAAACUAUCCAAUCAGUUUGAUCUGAUCUGAUUUGAUGACGUUAGACUUUCCUGAUUGGCUGACACCUCCUCUAUUGUUCUUUCUCUAUAUAUUUGCGAUACCACCCGGAUGGUUUGGGCGGAUCCGUAAACCACUGCACAGUAAACCUCUCAAUACUUGUCACCUUUCAACACUUCAUCCAUAUUCAAUCAACUUCGAUUCUCUUUUACAAAUCCCGAUAGUGAACCCUUGAAUUCCAAUGAAGCCUUCUCCCAGCCUGGCGAAGUAGUGCAGUCGAUUACCGUCAUUAACU